Messenger RNA from Trachymyrmex cornetzi, 1329 nucleotides. RefSeq names its product glucosamine-6-phosphate isomerase Oscillin (gene Oscillin). The record is from RefSeq and is a predicted model, not a curated record. The transcript is spliced from 5 exons. Gene Ontology annotation, molecular function: glucosamine-6-phosphate deaminase activity; identical protein binding. NCBI's taxonomy places the organism in Eukaryota, Metazoa, Arthropoda, Insecta, Hymenoptera, Formicidae. Gene Ontology annotation, biological process: N-acetylglucosamine catabolic process; carbohydrate metabolic process; D-glucosamine catabolic process. Gene Ontology annotation, cellular component: cytoplasm. The coding region runs from base 357 to 1178 and encodes 273 amino acids.
UACAACGUGGCCUUAAGAAUGCGUAGCAACAAUGCAAAGGUUGAUUUUCGCAUUCGUGAGUGAUAAGAAAACAGAUAAAAAUAGUGACACGGAGUCUUGAAAAUUUCAGAUUGCGCCUUUAUCUAUAAGAGCUACGAUAAGAACUUGUGUGGCGAUGAGCUGACCCGAAAAGGAACAGGCGGGCCGCCACACUCGAGCCUCGAGGAGAAACCGCCGAGACCGGGCUACGCAAGAUUAAGGUUAACGUACGCCAAAUCAGCUGAUUCAAUAAUCAGUGACUGACCAGUGGUGUGGCCGACACGACGAUUUAUUCAGCAGGGUGCAUUGUUUAAUUGUGUGCAAUUAAUAUAUUUAUUAUGCGUCUCGUAAUUUGCGAUAACGUGGACUAUGUCGCAGAAUGGUCUGCGAAGUAUGUUUUAAAGAGAAUCAAUGAUUUUAAUCCUAAUGAGAACAAGUAUUUUGUUCUCGGUCUCCCUACAGGAGGGACACCUUUGGGGAUGUAUAAAAAGCUUAUAGAAUAUUAUCAACAAGGCAAAAUUUCCUUCAAAUAUGUUAAGACAUUCAAUAUGGACGAAUAUGUUGAUUUACCGAGAGAUCAUCCAGAAUCUUAUCACUUUUAUAUGUACAAUAAUUUCUUCAAACAUAUAGAUAUCGACCCGAAAAAUGUGCAUAUACUUGAUGGAAAUGCGACGGAUCUCGAAAAAGAGUGUGAUAAUUUUGAGAAAAUGAUCAAAGAGGCUGGCGGGAUAGAAUUGUUCAUCGGAGGCAUCGGACCAGACGGACAUAUAGCCUUCAAUGAGCCAGGUUCGUCGUUAGCUUCUCGCACACGAGUGAAAACUCUUGCGCAAGAUACUUUGGAAGCAAACGCAAGAUUUUUUGGAAAUGAUAUUAACAAAGUACCAAAACAAGCACUGACUGUAGGCGUCGGUACCGUAAUGGACGCUAAGGAAGUAAUGAUUCUUAUCACCGGAUCUCACAAAGCUUUUGCCCUUUACAAAGCUAUAGAAGAAGGCAUUAACCAUAUGUGGACGGUAUCUGCGUUUCAACAACAUCCUCGUACGCUUAUAAUUUGUGAUGAAGACGCAACUCUGGAGUUACGUGUGAAAACUGUUAAAUACUUCAAGAAUUUAUGGGACAUUCAUAGCAAAUUAAUCGAGCAAGAAAAUCGGCCAAAAUAAAGAUUUUGUCAUCAUCGGCAAUUUGUAAAAGUUAUAUAAUGAAUUCAUACGAGGACAAAAAUUGAAAGUUUUAACAUAUGGACGAUAAAGCUAUGAAGCUAGAGUAAUUAGAGAUUACAUAAUGCAAUAUAUUUGUAUUUUAUGUUCUCUA